Messenger RNA from Gopherus flavomarginatus (Mexican gopher tortoise), 561 nucleotides. RefSeq names its product lysozyme g-like. The transcript has 4 exons. Gene Ontology annotation, cellular component: extracellular region. Gene Ontology annotation, biological process: peptidoglycan catabolic process; defense response to Gram-positive bacterium. The coding region runs from base 1 to 561 and encodes 186 amino acids. The record is from RefSeq and is a predicted model, not a curated record. Gene Ontology annotation, molecular function: lysozyme activity. Lineage: Eukaryota; Metazoa; Chordata; Testudines; Testudinidae.
AUGGAAACCCCUGUGAUUUCCUGCGGAGCUGUACAAACCCCAUCUUGUGAAACCACAUUCACCUUUGCAUUUGCUACAGGGGUUCAUGCUGCAGAAAAGUUUGCUGAAAUAGACAUAGUACGUCUACAGAGAUACAAAGUCCCUAUUAUGAGAGUUGCCAGAAAUCUGUGCAUAGAUCCAGCACUCAUUGCUGCAAUCAUAUCUGUGGAGAGUCGUGUUGGAGCUACUCUAGUCGAUGGCUGGAACCGUGAAAGAACCCAAUAUGGCUUGAUGCAGGUUCAUACACACCACAAUUCGAUUCCUGGAGCUUGGGAUAGCGAAGAUCAUAUAACUCAAGGUGCAACUAUUCUAGUUAGAGGAAUUAAGGCAUUACAGACAAAGUACCCUACCUGGUCAUCGCAACAAUAUCUCAGAGGUGGGAUUUGUGCCUAUCAUCACAAGGUUAGGAAUAUCCAGGUCUAUGACGGAACGGACAAUUGCAAUUCGAGCAAUGAUUAUGUUAAUAAUGUUAUUAUUCGAGCCAAAUAUCUGCAGAAAAAUGGAUUCGGCAUUUUAUCGUAA